AUGCCGCGCGCAGAAGCUGGAUCAACAAAGGCGAUCAGCAACAAGAUCAAGGCUAAAGGCUUAGGCAGGCUUAGAUGGUAUUGUCAGGCUUGUUCGCGCCAGUGUCGCGAUGAGAACGGCUUUCGCUGCCAUGUCCAGAGUGAAAGCCAUGUGCGCCAGGUGCUGCUGAUCGGCGAAGACCCCAAGAAAUACAUCGAAGACUACAGCAAACAAUUCCUCGACAACUUUCUCAAUUUACUCAAGACCGGUCAUGGCGAGAAGAAGGUUCACAUCAACCAGUUCUACCAGCAAGUCAUUGCGGAUAAGGAGCACAUCCAUAUGAACGCUACGAAAUGGAAGAGUCUUUCACAGUUCGCUGCAUACCUGGGUCGUGAGGGAAUAUGCCGUGUCGAGGAGACUGAAAAGGGUCUUUUCGUGUCUUAUAUCGAUCGGAGUCCGGAGGCCAUGAGACGACAGGAGGCUCUGCUGAAGAAGGAACGUCAGGACAGAGGAGAUGAGGAACAGGAGCAGCGACAGAUCCGGGAGCAGAUUAAGCGCGCUCAGCAGUCUGCGAAGGAGGAGGAAGAUAUCGACCCUGAAGCUCGCAAGCUGCAACGCAAGGAGGGUGAGAAGGUCAAGCUGAAUAUUGGAUUCGGUUCGAAGACAAACGGCGAUUCGAAGAGCGAGUCACCGAAGCCCGCAUCGUCUGAGGAGAAGGAUGGCGGUGCGUCGGCCACUCCAGAAACUGCCGAUGCUUCGCCUGCGCCUGCUGCCGCUGCCACUCCCGCCUCCGCCCCGCCUGCGCCCCAGGCUGCGCCGAAAGUAUCUUUGUCCUUCGGUGGUGGUGGAAACAAGCCGAAGAAUGUCUUUGCUGCGGCUGUAAAGAAGAACCCUCUCGCAGGAAAGAAGGGGCCAGUUAUGGAACAACCCAAGAAGAUGACGGAGCAGGAGCGCAUCAUGAAGCAGGAGAUGGAGGCUAUGGAGCGGAAGCGUAUGCGGAGUUCUGCUGGGUUCCCUGAUGCGAAGCGCCCGAAGAUCUCUUGA
Molecule: messenger RNA, 1023 nt
Organism: Aspergillus neoniger CBS 115656
Lineage: Eukaryota; Fungi; Ascomycota; Eurotiomycetes; Eurotiales; Aspergillaceae
Product: putative C2H2 finger domain protein (Kin17)
Exons: 4
Coding region: 1-1023 (340 amino acids)
Biological process (GO): DNA replication; DNA damage response
Cellular component (GO): nucleus
Molecular function (GO): double-stranded DNA binding
Source: RefSeq, a predicted model, not a curated record